UUUCUUCUUGAAGCCUAGGGUUUUGGUGCGCAGCUCUUCCAUCUUCAACUUCCGAAACACUCGCCGAAGUCGAAGAACCCGUUCUUUCUGCAAACAUGGGGAAGACUCGCGGUAUGGGAGCGGGACGCAAGCUGAAGUCCCACCGUAGAAGGCAAAGGUGGGCUGACAAAGCCUAUAAGAAGUCUCACCUUGGCAAUGAAUGGAAGAAGCCAUUUGCCGGGUCUUCUCAUGCGAAAGGCAUUGUUUUGGAAAAGAUAGGUAUUGAAGCUAAGCAGCCUAACUCUGCCAUUAGAAAAUGUGCCAGAGUCCAACUCAUCAAAAAUGGAAAGAAGAUUGCUGCCUUUGUACCCAAUGAUGGUUGCCUCAAUUACAUCGAGGAAAAUGACGAAGUGUUGAUUGCUGGAUUCGGUCGUAAAGGACAUGCCGUCGGAGAUAUUCCCGGUGUUCGAUUCAAGGUCGUGAAGGUCUCUGGUGUUUCUCUACUCGCCCUUUUCAAGGAGAAGAAGGAGAAGCCAAGGUCUUAAAUUUGUUUGGCAGAGCUUGUUUGUUAUCUUCUUACAGUUUUCUAUGGAUAAUUUUAGAGUAUUUUCAGAUAUUGAUUAUUGGAUGUUUUGGACUAUGAUGUAGUUAUUGCUCUCCUUUUGCACUCUUUUUGGCAUUUUUGAAUUACAACCGUUUGAUCUUACUA
Messenger RNA from Cucurbita maxima (winter squash), 688 nucleotides. RefSeq names its product 40S ribosomal protein S23-like. Gene Ontology annotation, biological process: translation. NCBI's taxonomy places the organism in Eukaryota, Viridiplantae, Streptophyta, Magnoliopsida, Cucurbitales, Cucurbitaceae. The coding region runs from base 96 to 524 and encodes 142 amino acids. The record is from RefSeq and is a predicted model, not a curated record. Gene Ontology annotation, molecular function: structural constituent of ribosome. Gene Ontology annotation, cellular component: cytosolic small ribosomal subunit; ribosome. The transcript is spliced from 4 exons.